Molecule: messenger RNA, 1250 nt
Organism: Rosa chinensis
Lineage: Eukaryota; Viridiplantae; Streptophyta; Magnoliopsida; Rosales; Rosaceae
Product: TPD1 protein homolog 1
Exons: 4
Coding region: 266-799 (177 amino acids)
Biological process (GO): cell fate determination
Source: RefSeq, a predicted model, not a curated record
AGAAACCCUAACCACCACCACAACGACGUCGUUUCCCACUGUCGCGGUGCCAAUAAAGGCAGCAGGACCCCAUUAUCGGCCUUUAGCGAAUCGCAUUGUUCUGUCAUUUAUGUCUCCUGAAGCUCACUCUGCUCUGCAACUAUGUCUGCCUCCUCAUCCUCUGCUCACUAGAGAUUUUUAGCUUUCGGCUUUCGGCUUCUCGGUUCGGAGCUCCGACUCGGCCUUCUUCUUCUUCUUCUUCUUCAACUCAGCAGCUACGUACAGCAUGCGAGCGGCGGCGGUUAUCGGAACGGCGUCGUUGCUCUUCUUCGGAGUAGUGGCUGCGGCGGUGGUGUUGUUGUGCUCGCCUGGGUUUCUGAACGGUGGCCAUGGUUUUAUGGAAUCAAGGUUGUUGAGGUCUGGGGAAGGAAACAGCAAGCUCGCCGCUGCUCACCGCAAGCUUCUUGUUCGGGGGCAAGAAAAUGUGGAGGAACCCAAUCGAAUUUGGGGGGAGAAGUGUAGCCGGUCCGACAUAGUGAUUGAACAGGGUCCCACGGCACCGCUGCCGAGCGGCAUUCCCACUUACACGGUGGAGAUCAUGAACGUGUGCGUCACCGGCUGUAACAUUAGCCACAUCCACUUCACCUGUGGUUGGUUCAGCUCCGCCACGCUGGUUAACCCGAAAGUCUUCAGGCGGCUACGCUAUAAUGACUGCCUUGUGAACGACGGCAAGCCUCUGGUCAAUGGUGGUACAAUCUCUUUUGAGUAUGCCAACACCUUCCUCUACCCACUCAAGGUUUCCUCUGUAGCUUGCUACUGAUCAAUUCUAGUCCAUCUUUGACCAACAGCAAUAUUCACCUUAGGAAAAUUUAGAUUUGACACAAAAAAAAAAAACCACAACUAUAUAAAGCACCCAAAGCAGGAGUUAGUACUUUCUAGCUGUUUUUCAAAACACCCCAUUGCCCUUUCGUUUAUGUGGUUCUGCUUUUGCUUUAUAUCUAUUGAGAAUUUCAGCAUUUCUGGGUUUGGAUUGGUUAGAGUUUUGGAGGGGAAGUUUCAAGUUUGCUGAAGAUCAAUGCUUCUUAGUAUUUUGGUCCUGCCUGUAUAUAGUUUGUUAUAUACUAUAUAGUAUAGGAUGGUUUAGUAGUACUGCUCAUUACUGUUUGUGGGAGCCGCAGGAAUUGAAACUCUGAUAAAAUGUUCCUUAUGUUAUGAUGGUUCUGAAGAAAAUGUGGCAAAGAGUUUUUACUAGUGAUAGUGAUUUAUCUGCA